Molecule: messenger RNA, 1077 nt
Organism: Olea europaea var. sylvestris
Lineage: Eukaryota; Viridiplantae; Streptophyta; Magnoliopsida; Lamiales; Oleaceae
Product: LRR receptor-like serine/threonine-protein kinase ERL1
Exons: 3
Coding region: 1-1077 (358 amino acids)
Molecular function (GO): protein binding
Source: RefSeq, a predicted model, not a curated record
AUGUCUUCAAAUUUGUUGGAAGGUACAAUCACUGAAUGGAACCUCUCAAACUUUGCCAACUUACAAUCCCUAGAUUUAUCCUUAAACUCCUUGGCUUUCAACUCUAGCUCAGAUUGGAUUCCUUAUUUUCAAUUGGAAGAAAUAUUGCUCUGCCAUUGUUAUUUGGGGCCUCAUUUUCUAAAAUGGAUUCAAACUCAGAGUACUCUUAAAAUGCUUGACCUCUCUUUUGCUGGUAUAUCAGAUGCAUUACCUAAUUGGUUGUGGAAUAUGUCUUCUUUAGUACUAUUAGAUCUUUCUUAUAACAAUAUUAGUGGUAAAAUUUCUAAUUUGUUCUCAAAUUUGGAUCAGCUUGAAAUAUUACACUUGCGCAACAAAAAUUUCAUUGGUGAAUUGCCUUCAACUUUGAGGAAUUGCACGAGACUGAGAACGUUUGAUGUGGGAGGAAACAAGUUAACCGGUAAUAUUCCUGCAUGGAUAGGAACACAUUUAACAAGUUUGACAAUUCUUAGUCUUCGAAGUAACGAAUUUGACGGAAUCAUGCCUUCAACAAUUUGCCGCCUUGCCAAUACCCAUGUCUUGGACCUCUCCAGAAAUAAUAUUUCAGGAAGAAUAUCACGGUGUUUAAAUAAUAUUACUGCUUUGGUUCAGAAGAACAGUUCAAUUGAAUACAAUGGACUUCUGAAAGGCAUUGAUCUAUCUGGAAAUAAGUUAUUUGGACCUAUUCCUCAAGAGUUUUCUGCUUUAAGGGGUUUAGUUCUGUUGAACUUAUCUAGAAAUCAUUUGAUUGGAAAUAUCAUUUCAAACAUUGGUCAAAUGGAGAUGUUAGAAUGUCUUGACUUGUCUCGGAACCAACUUUCAGGGAAGAUACCGAACAGCCUUGCACAUCUAAAUUUUCUCAGUGUUUUGGAUUUAUCAUACAAUAAUUUGACGGGAAAGAUUCCUUUGGGCACUCAACUUCAAAGCUUCAACUCCUCUGCGUAUGCUGGGAAUAUCCAACUCUGUGGAAAGCCUCUGACGGAGUGUCCUGGUGAUAUUUCUAAUAAUUCUGUGACUGAUCACGAAAAGGAAUAUUUUUGA